Messenger RNA from Paraglomus brasilianum, 471 nucleotides. NCBI's taxonomy places the organism in Eukaryota, Fungi, Glomeromycota, Glomeromycetes, Paraglomerales, Paraglomeraceae. The record is from the annotation of a GenBank genome assembly.
AUGGUAAGAGAGGGUAUUUGGCGGCAGUCAAUACUCGAAAGUCCAGUAUGCCCCAAAAGUGUUACUGCACUCAAGGGCCCUGACAUAGUUCAGGCCAUAAUCGCCACCGUUGCCGAGGCGGUGAUCACCCGCGAGCGACGCAGAAUUGCAAUGACGGUUAUCGCUUUUGAGCGACCAUUAGUAACAGCCCAGAACAUAAUCGAUAGGAAUCUGGCUGAGCUGGUUACGUUUAUUAAUGAAUUAACCACACGAACAGCACUCGCUGUAGAAGGACCCAAGGUCUGGGCAAGCACCCCGCAAAACUCACCUCCAAAGGCAAAGAAAAAGCCAAAGCAACAGAAACCAUCAAAGAAGAGUCCUCCGAAAAAGAAUUCAAAGAAGGUUUCAAACAAAAAAGCUUCCGUCCAAAGGAACAAGAAGAAAGUUGGAGCCAAACCUGGGGCCAAAUCCAAGAGAAAAAUCUCGAAAUAA